CUCAGCUCCACAUGCUCAGUCUCAGUCGUACUCCCUCCUGCACGCACCUCUGAUUUCCUCUUCACUUUCUUCACUUCUUAUUCUCCGCUUUUUUUCACCUUGGACUGAGAUGAAAAGAGAAAGGAUGGAUCAUCUUUUAUUUUGAUCAGCCUGAACGGUACAAAAGAAGCAAAAAAAAAAAAAAAAAAGAACAUUGAAGGAGAUUUCUUCAGUGUGCAGAGGUUAAAGGAGAUGGCUCGGCUCCACUUGCACUGAGAAUCUACAUCUGAAAAGCCGACGACAUGAACACCACAAACUACCAUGGACUGAUUCAAGGCUACAGCAACAGCAGCGAACCUUCAGGGACUUUGCCACUCAACAAAGACUUAUCGGAGAAGGAUUCUUCUGCGGGAUGCUACGAACAGCUGCUGAUUUCUACCGAGGUUUUCCUCACUCUGGGAAUCAUCAGCCUGCUGGAGAACAUCCUAGUGGUGGCUGCUAUCGUCAAAAACAAGAACCUUCACUCACCUAUGUACUUUUUUAUCUGUAGUCUUGCGGUGGCUGACAUGCUCGUGAGUGUCUCCAAUGCCUCUGAGACUAUCGUAAUCGCUCUCAUCAACGGAGGCAACCUAACCAUCCCGGUGACAGUGAUUCGAAGUAUGGACAAUGUGUUUGACUCUAUGAUCUGUAGCUCCCUGUUGGCUUCUAUUUGCAGCCUGCUCGCUAUCGCCGUCGAUCGUUACAUCACUAUCUUCUACGCGCUCAGAUACCACAACAUCGUCACCUUGCGUAGAGCGAUGCUGGUCAUCAGUAGCAUCUGGACAUGCUGCACCGUAUCGGGCAUCCUGUUUAUCAUCUACUCAGAAAGCACCACCGUCCUCAUUUGUCUCAUUACCAUGUUCUUCACCAUGCUCGUCCUCAUGGCAUCGCUUUACGUGCACAUGUUCUUGCUGGCGCGUCUGCACAUGAAGAGGAUCGCAGCGCUGCCUGGCAAUGCGCCCAUCCAGCAGCGAGCCAACAUGAAGGGCGCCAUCACCCUGACCAUCCUCCUGGGGGUGUUCGUGGUGUGCUGGGCGCCCUUUUUCCUCCACCUCAUCCUCAUGAUCACUUGUCCGAGGAACCCUUACUGCACCUGCUUCAUGUCUCACUUCAACAUGUACCUCAUCCUGAUCAUGUGCAACUCCGUCAUCGACCCCAUCAUCUAUGCCUUUCGCAGCCAGGAAAUGAGGAAAACCUUCAAGGAGAUUUUUUGCUGCUCACAGGCUUUUAUUUGUGUGUGAAGCAGCAGGUUUAACCCUCAUGGCAC
Molecule: messenger RNA, 1285 nt
Organism: Sphaeramia orbicularis (orbiculate cardinalfish)
Lineage: Eukaryota; Metazoa; Chordata; Actinopteri; Kurtiformes; Apogonidae
Gene: mc4r
Product: melanocortin 4 receptor
Exons: 1
Coding region: 282-1259 (325 amino acids)
Biological process (GO): G protein-coupled receptor signaling pathway
Cellular component (GO): membrane
Molecular function (GO): melanocortin receptor activity
Source: RefSeq, a predicted model, not a curated record